AUGUGGUUCUUCAUAUCUGGAUCCCUUAAAGCUACUUCCAACUUCCUGACUCAUCUGCAGAGACGGCAUGCACAUGUCCUGACUGGCCUGAAGGACAAGAAGAGGAAGCUGACUGAUGAACAACCCAGCUUGGAUACCUUCGUGGAGACAGAAAAGAAGAAGUUUUCUUCAAGUGACAGCCGACAACAGAAGAUCACAGACAGUAUCACGAUGUUCAUUGCUCGAUCUCUCAUGCCAUUGUCCAUUGUAGAAAACUCCUACUUUCGAGACCUCCUCCACUGCAUGGGACCAAGGUUUGUCAUUCCAUCUCGGAAACAUUUAACUUCAAGUCUCAUCACUAAGAAAUGUGAAGAAAUAAUUCUAGCCAUGAAACAGGACUUUGAGAAAACUGAGAGUGUGUGUGUGACAAUUGAUCUGUGGUCAAGUCGACAAAUGAGAGGAUACAUAGGAAUAACUGGACACUACAUCAGUUACUGGCACUUGGAGUCAGUCACACUCGGGUGUAAGCAGUUUACAGGUCGACACACAGCUGAGAAUAUCCUACAGCAUUAUGAAGAAACAAUUGCUACCUUCAACCUAAGCAGUAAGAUCACAAACAUUGUAACGGACAAUGCUAGCAACAUGAAGAAAGCCUUCAGAGUCGACCUGCCAGAGCAUCAGAGCUGCUUCGCCCAUACCUUACAGCUGACUGUACACGAUGGAUUCGGAGAAGGAGGGCAGAUCAACAAAAUCAUUGCCAAGGCAUCUAAUAUUGUGUCCCAUGUGAGGAGAUCAAUUCUUGCCUCUGAGAUCCUUGCAGAUGAAGGAAAACUCCAUAAUUCAACAUAG
Messenger RNA from Haliotis rubra (blacklip abalone), 828 nucleotides. RefSeq names its product E3 SUMO-protein ligase ZBED1-like. Lineage: Eukaryota; Metazoa; Mollusca; Gastropoda; Lepetellida; Haliotidae. The transcript is spliced from 3 exons. Bases 1 to 828 code for a protein of 275 amino acids. The record is from RefSeq and is a predicted model, not a curated record.